AUGAUUUCGUAUGAACGGGCUUCGAGAUACAUCGACCUACCUCCAGAAGAGCCGAUUCCUCAGGGAAAGAUUCUAGAAAAUAAGUCGUGGACGCCAAGCAACUGGCCCUCUCUUGGUCGUAUUCAUUUUCAGAAUAUUUGGUUGCGCUAUACUCCAGAUGCUCCUUAUGCUCUGAGUGGCAUCUCAAUGUGCAUCCAGCCUGGCCGAAAAGUGGGUAUUGUUGGUCGUACAGGGGCAGGAAAAAGCAGUUUAAUUUCAGCACUAUUUCGUCUUGUUGAGCUAGAAUCUGGUUCUCUAGUGAUUGAUGGAAUUAAUACUCGGCAUGUGCCCCUAAAGUUUCUACGAAAGCAAAUCUCUAUUAUUCCUCAGGAACCAAUUACAUUUGCGGGAACAAUUCGUAGUAAUCUGGAUCCGAAGGGAGAAUUUAAUGAUGAUAUUAUAUGGAAAGCUGUAAAAUCAGUUGAACUAGAGCAUGCCGUUAUGUCUAUGCCCGGUGGUUUGGAUGCAAGAGUCAGUGAGGGUGGCUCUAACUUGAGCCUUGGCCAACGGCAGUUACUAGUGCUUGCAAGGGCUAUUAUUCGAGAAAACCGUAUUUUGAUUUUCGACGAAGCAACGGCUAAUGUGGACCCACAGACAGAUGCAAUUAUUCAGAAGACGAUUCGGAAUCAAUUCGCUAACUACACAGUUCUAACGAUAGCACACAGACUUAAUACUGUAAUCGAUACUGAUAUAGUGAUCGUGAUGUCAAAAGGACAAAUCCUGGAGUAUGGGCCACCACAUUACCUGUUGAAUCCUGAUGAAGCUAAAGAGAUGGUCGAAAACGCGAUUUUGGCGGCAAAGCAAGCUAAAAUGGAGGCUCAAUGCGCUGGCCUGGAUUCGGAGCAAACUUCAGGUGACAUCGAUAAUAAGAGAUUAUAUGUGAAAUAUAGAUUAUUGUCUUGUUAG
Messenger RNA from Protopolystoma xenopodis, 945 nucleotides. Lineage: Eukaryota; Metazoa; Platyhelminthes; Monogenea; Polystomatidea; Polystomatidae. The record is from the annotation of a GenBank genome assembly.